CCCAAAUGCAGAUGUACUGUUGGUAGGCGGCACAGAACAGGAAAUAGUGACAAUGAAUGAUGCAGCUUCAGCUCCACAGUGCAAACAUUUGUAAAUUAUCAAUAUUCAGGUAUAUAUAUAUAUAUAUGUGUAUUAACAUGCACUAUUAGAUGAGUUUCAAACCGGACGCUUGUUUUACUGGACUUCUGAAGUUUAAUCCCAGCAAAUAAUAUCGUUUUGACGGUAAGUAGCUAGCUAGGCUAACUGUUAGCCAGCUACUAACGUAACGUUAGCUCGUGAUGAACGCCUAGAUAUCCUAUCAAAUAAUUGUUUCUUCAAUAUCUAGUAGCUAUAGACUUUCCCAGCUCUAUUUUAAUAAAGGGAUAGUAACUACUAUUGGCCAUAAUAACUAGCUACGUAGGCAGGCCUUUCGACUAUAGAUGUUUGCUAACCAGUUGGCUACCAACCAUUUCAGCUAGCUAGCUAGAGCUGUUCAACACCUAUUUAUCACCAUCUCAACUUUCAUGACUUCUACCAUCAAAAUGCUCAAAUACAGCCAACAAGUGUUUUUUCCCUGCUAUGUAGCUAUUCCAUGUCACUGUAACAACGUAUUCAUCAGUCAAUGCAGUUUGCUGCAUUUUCUCUGAUCUGUGCACCCUUUUCUGUCCACAGCAAUGGGGGAGGUUGAGCUGUCCUGUCUGGCCUAUGUGAAGAUGUACCUGCAUGGCUGUCUGUUUCCACGGUGCAGUGUCAAUGGGCUGCUGUUGUCGUCCAGCCCAGCAGGUGGUGCUGUGUGUGUGACAGACUGCGUGCCCCUGCUCCACUCUCACCUACCUUUGGCUCCCAUCACCCAGCUGGCUCUCACACAGGUAACCAUUUAAUAACCUGAGUGGUCUUUACUGUCAAACAUAUGUCUGAAAUGACCAAAUACAUUUAGCUUAACCACUCAUCCUUACCUGGCAGUGGUGCAUGUACAUUGUGGUUCAGUCUUUUGACUUUUCAUGUAUUUGUUAUGCUGUAAUGUAUCAUACCUUAUUUGCUUCAGGUGGAUGUAUGGUGUGCACAGACACAGCAGAGGAUUGUAGGAUACUACCAAGCCAACGCCUGUGUGUCAGACAGCAGGUGUGGUCCAGCAUCACUAUCGACUCUGUAGAUGUUAAUUUCUCUUAUCACGUAGUUUCAGUGGCCUGUUAGCCUGCUUAUCAUGUGCAUAUCACCUGUGUGUUAAACUAACCACUAUCACAUGUGUUAAACAUGAACCAUUCCUUCUCUUUCCCCUUCGCUGGGCAGCCCUACGCCAUGUGCAUUGAAGAUUGCAGACAAGAUUGCCGAGCAGUGUAACAAUGCAGUUUUGUUAAUGGUAAGCAUCCACUGGGGUUUUAUUGUCUAAAUUCCUGUGUGUGUGUACAUGGUCACAAUGCAGAUUUUCGGUAUGUCUUUAUGCUGUGUGCCAUCUACUUCUCUCUUAUGAUCUAUGUGGCUUUUCAGAUUGAUGGUGGAAAGAUGUCUCCUGACUACAGGGUGCCUCCCAUAGUGAUGUAUGAGCGGAAAGACACCCGCUGGACCCUCAAAGACAAACACACGUAAGAGCUGGACAUCUCUGCUAUCCUUCUUUCAAGAUACUGUAGUUAACUACCGUUUGCUUUUCUGUUGAUAACACACCUGUUAUCAAAUGCAUUCACACAGUAACUGUGGCAACUGCAUAUGACUACAUACAGUCAGGUCCAAAGAUAUUUUGACAUUGACCAAGUUAUUAUUAUUUUAGCUGUCUACCACAGCAUAUUGGAGUUGAAAUUAAAUAAUGAAUAUGAACUGAAAGUGCAGACUUUCAGCUUUAAUUUGAGGGUAUUUACAUCCAAAUCAGGUGAACGGUGUAGGAAUUGCAGCACUUGUUAUGUGGUCCCCCUCUUUUUAAAAGACCAAAAGUAAUUGGACAUUUGGCUGCUCGGCUGUUCCAUGGCCAGGUGUGUGUUAUUCCCUCAUUAGUUCAUUUACAAGUAAGCAGAUAAGGUCUAGAGUUGAUUUAAAGUGUGGCAUUUGCAUUUGGAAUGUGUUGCUGUUAACCCUCAAUUUGUCCAAAGAGCUGUCACUGCCAGUGAAGCAAGCCAUCAUUAGGCUGAAAAAUCUAAACAAGCCCAUCAGAGAGAUAGCAAAAACAUUAGGUGUGGCCAAAUCAACUAUUUGGUACAUUCUUAAAAAGAAAGAACACACUGGUGAGAUCAGGAACACCAAAAGGCCCGGAAGACCAUGUAAAACAACUGUGGUGGAUGACAGAAUAAUUACUUCCCUGGUGAAGAAAAACCCCUUCACAACAGUUGGCCAGAUCAAGAACACCCUCCAGGAGGUAGGCGUAUCUGUGUCAGUCAACAAUCAAGAGAAGACUUCACCAGAGUAAAUACAGAGGGUUUACCACAAGAUGUAAACCAUUGGUAAGCCUCAAAAACAGGAAGACCAGAUUAGAGUUUGCCAAAAAACAUCUACAAAACCUGUAGAGUUCUGGAACAACAUCCUAUGGACAGAUGAAUCAAAGAUAAUCUUGUACCAGAAUGAUGGGAAGAGAAGAGUAUGGAGAAGGGAAGGAACUGCUCAUGAUCCGAAGCAUACCACCUCAUCUGUGAAGCAUGGUGGAGGUAGUGUAAUGGCGUGGGCAUGUAUGGCUGCCAAUGGAACAGGUUCCCUUGUAUUUAUUGAUGAUGUGACUACUGACAAAAGCAGCAGGAUGAAUUCUGAAGUGUUUAGGGCUAUAUUAUCUGCUCAGAUUCAGCCAAAUGCUUCAAAACUCAUUGGAUGGCGCUUCACAGUGCAGAUGGACAAUGACCCGAAGAAUACUGCGAAAGCAACCCAAUACUUUAAGGCAAAGAAGUGGAAUGUUCUGCAAUGGCCAAGUCAAUCACCUGACCUGAAUCCAAUUGAGCAUGCGUUUCACUUGCUGAAGGCAAAACUGAAGGUAAAAUGCCCCAAGAACAAGCAGGAACUGAAGACCGCUGCAGUAAAGGCCUGGCAGAGCAUCACCGGGGAAGAAACCCAGCAUCUGGUGAUGUCUAUGGGUUCCGGAGCUCAGGCAGUCAUUGACUGCAAAGGAUUUGCAACCAAGUAUUAAAACUCACAAUUUAAUUUAUGAUUGUUAGUUUGUCCAAUUACUUUUGAGCCCCUAAAAUUGGGGGGGGGGGUUGUAUGUAUAAAAAUGGUUGUAAUUCCUACACGGUUCAUACAAUAAUUUUGACAAAACCCUUAAAUUAAAGAUGAAAGUCUACAGUUAAAAGCACAUCUUGAUUGUUUCCUUUCAAAUCCAUUGUGGUGGCAUACAGAGCCAAAAUGAUGCAAAUUGUGUCACUGUCCAAAUACUUAUGGACCUGACUGUACAUUGUAUCUGAGUGAGCAUGGAACUAAAUUCCAAUAGUGUCAGUAGCAAGGUUUCCAUCCAACUGGCAACAGAUUUAUACAAAUAUUCUAAAAUCUGCAUGAAAAAAUUCAAAUUUUCCCACCAGAGAUGUUUCCAUCAAAUUGACUUGUUGCAGAUAAGUCUGUGUGUGAUGACCUAGUUCACAUAAAAUUAACUAUUGCUGUUAAAUUCCCAUGUACCAAAUAAAAAGUACAAGUUAAAUGGGUUUCAUCGCAUUUCCAGCUCUUCUGAUGGUUUUGUCACAAAAUGUUGCGUUAUAUAGCGUAUGUGCCCACUCUGGUCUUGGCACGUGCACCCUAGCCAACAGCUUGCAGAUAGUGCGGGUAUAGCCUACAUUAGAUUAUUAAGGACAAAAGAACGAGAUUCUCUUUGUCAAACGGCUGCCAAGCAUCCAUCAUUAUGUCACCAGAAUAAGACUCCGAAUAUUUAUUGGAAAGGAGCGUAAAGCUCAUCACCGUGCACUUUCACCACCCUAUGAAGUAUAUCAUAACUUAUUUCAUCUGUAGCCUAAUAAAUUGCAUGCUUUCCCAAGUCGUAGUGGGAGGACCACGCAACAUCAUCGCGUGACUCCAAGUUUACUUCGAUAUGGUUAUAUCAAUAUUUGUGCAUAAAAGCGUUUCCACCGCCAUUUAUCACAAUUUUAGACAAAAAGAUCCCACCUUGUUUAGCGUAUUUUGUUUUGUCGACACUUGGAAAGUGUAUCGCCAAAUGUGCUUUUUUCAUCAGUCAUGUACUUUACUUGCAUAAAAAGGUUGGAUGGAAACCUGGUUAGUGUCAGUACCUGAAGAGGAAGUACAGAUUCAUUAAAGCUACCUUUGUUUUUCUUCCAGGAUAAUGCUGCGGCAGUGGGAGGAGACUCGGGAAAUAGCCAGCCAGCUGCUGGAUGCUGGAGAUCACUCGUUAUUGGUGGAUUUUGACAGCCAUUUGGAUGACAUCACUAGGGACUGGACAAAUCAGAAACUCAAUGCCAAAAUAGCAGAGCUUGCCUCACCAGCCAAUGGUAAUGUCUGAAAUAAACUUGCGGAUUAAUUUGUUGCAUCGUUACAUUUCAAAAGUUAGAAUUAUAUGUCUUAAACCUACUGAUACUACAAAUAUUUUAAGAAUCUUCUUUUUAUUAACAUCUAACAGCCAAAUAAGCACAUCAUCAUGAUCAUUUAGAAAUAUGAAAUACAUUUAAUGCGGUCAGACAGAACACAUUGAAUAAAAGACAGGCAUAAAUAACAGAAAUAAUUAGUUUGACAGAUCUGUGCAGUCUUCCGGUCUGUCCGGAGUGUGCCUUGUCAAGCCCAGCAGCAAUGUUGUUAACCCACUUAAAACCACUGACAGAGAUAUGCUCAUAGUUAACUGGCAUCACAACAUUAUGUGCAUCCUGUCCCACUGCUUUCAGUGGGUAACCUUUUAUCAAUUUAUUAAACUACAUCUACAAACUAUAAAAAGUGUUCAUGUGCUAUUUUUCUUCUUCAAAUAAACAUCAGUUCACAUUAAUUUCUACAAUACUAACAGAUUAAAACGUCUGACAAGCCAGCCAUCACCUUGUGCACUUAAAGGCUUAAGUAGACAAUAGAAAUUCAGAAAACUAUACUUAAUUUGUGCAAUGGAGCAAGAUAGAACAACAGAUUGCCAGUUCAAAGGUGCGGAAAACAACCUUUCAGACAUGGGUCCCUAGAACAAUCUCCACACACCAUAACGCUAGAACAGGGUUGCCCAACCCUGUUCCGGGAGAGCUACCCUCCUGUAGGUUUU
Coregonus sp. 'balchen' is the source of this 5125-nucleotide messenger RNA. Lineage: Eukaryota; Metazoa; Chordata; Actinopteri; Salmoniformes; Salmonidae. The record is from the annotation of a GenBank genome assembly.